UUGUCCUCACGGUCAUUUUACAGAAACACCCUCAGCUAAUUCCCGACACAGCCUGCACUCCUCGUCUUCUCCGGUCGACACUCCGCCGCUCCGACACAGGCGCAUGGACGCCGGAGAUCCCCUGCUUCGCGCUACUCCCCUGCUCUCCCGCGCGUCCUCCGCCGCCGCCACAGCUGCCUCCUCCGCCGCUCCCUUCUGCCUCGCGCAGCCCCCCAGCCUCCCUUGCCUGCCUCCCGAAUCUUCCCUCUUUCACCCAAAAAAUUGUUUCUUCUUCCUCCCGCCGCGUCUCCUGCUCGCGGCCACCCCCUCCCUCCUAGCGUUGAUGGAAGAAGCAUGGCCGGCCCUCGGCCCGACGGCCUGCGACGCGGCCUUCCCACCCCCGCCCCGGCCCCCGUGGCGUGGGGCGCGGCGGAAGACGGUGGCCAAGGAAUCGUCCGCGCAGGCGGUGAGCAGAAUCGUGUCCAGCUGCGCCAACUCGAGCGGCCUGGCCGUGGCCGCCGUCGACGCCAACGCCGCCAUCUCAGGCGGCGCCGCGCUCGCCUCCACUGCGGGCCGGCUGGUCACGGUGCUCGAGGAGGUGUGCGACGACGCAGCACGCCGGAGGCUCGCGCUCCUGCCCACGCCCGUCGAGACCGUCGACCUAACCCCUGAGUUCGUCAAGAGAGGUCGACUGUUUACUUAAUCCAGCCUAGCACCUCGUACUGCUACUUUCAUUUGCUGAAUAGAGGUUAAACUCUGCACUUUCAUGGGUUCCCAUUCUCUGCUCUCUAUUACUGCUUGAUGCUCUUUGCAUUGCUGUGUUCAGUAGGGCCAGCUUGAACCGUGUGCACCAGGAAGAAGACCAGCCCAAAGUUGAUGAAGGGAGACAGCCAACAGGAUGCCCUGCAAAUCAAUUUCGAGCAAGGGAGGUUGUGCGGCACCGAGCGGAUGUACGGCGAGGUCUCCGUAAUGGUGUCAAGUCACCCUUGCCAUAUGGAACAUAUGAGGAGCAGCAGCAGCACAAGGAGCAACUCCUUACAGUAGCAGAGGCAGUCGCCGACAGCAGCAGCAGAUGCAGUCGCCAACAGCAACAACUGGUCCGCGCGGACUCGAUCGGGCGGGCUGCAGCGGCAGAAGUAGGUGGCGGCCGAAGGCAGCGGCAGGUGGCAGACGGACGGCAGCGGCAGCAACAGGAUCCCGCCACCGGGGAAGACCCGCGUGGCCCUGCCUGACAAAGUCAGGGAGAGGGGAGCGGCGGCUGGGGUUGCUGCAGGCACGAGGAACCUGCGCCAGCGAGGAGAGCGACGAGGAGGAGGCGCCCGUCGAGGAGGAGGCCGCCUUGGAGGAGCAGCUACAGUCGGGGUCGGGCUCCUCGGAGGAGCAGCCGCAGUCGGGGUCGGGCUCCUCGAUGAUGCAGGCGGCGCCGGCGCUGGAGGCGAUGAUGCUGCCCCGCUCGCCGGCCGUGCUCGAGCCCCUCAAUCCCCUCCUCGAGCCCCUCGAUCUCCUCCCUCCUCCGGGACACGGAUGUGCUGCUCCUGUCCCUCGACGACGCGGCCGUCCUCCUCGGCGAUCUCGUGGCCGACAGCGGCGGCGAAGUCCACGGGCAGGUCAGCGGGGCGGUGGGAGAGCGCGGCCAGGGCCUCGCUGUUGGGGAACGUAGCAGAAAUUCAAAAUUUUCCUACGAAUCACCAAGAUCUAU
Triticum aestivum (bread wheat) is the source of this 1678-nucleotide messenger RNA. RefSeq lists its product as uncharacterized. The transcript has 3 exons. Lineage: Eukaryota; Viridiplantae; Streptophyta; Magnoliopsida; Poales; Poaceae. The coding region runs from base 104 to 682 and encodes 192 amino acids. The record is from RefSeq and is a predicted model, not a curated record.